Papaver somniferum (opium poppy) is the source of this 2115-nucleotide messenger RNA. RefSeq names its product mini-chromosome maintenance complex-binding protein-like. The record is from RefSeq and is a predicted model, not a curated record. Bases 71 to 1879 code for a protein of 602 amino acids. The transcript is spliced from 14 exons. Gene Ontology annotation, molecular function: chromatin binding. Gene Ontology annotation, biological process: DNA-templated DNA replication. NCBI's taxonomy places the organism in Eukaryota, Viridiplantae, Streptophyta, Magnoliopsida, Ranunculales, Papaveraceae.
CAAUAAUCCAUCCAGAGCAAAGCAGAGAGUGGGUGAGAGAGAGAGAGAGAGAGAGAGAGUGUAAGAGAAGAUGGGUGGUAUUCCUUUCGAUUGUCUCGCUAACCCUCUCGGUGCUGUAAGGAUAACGUUUGAGAGAGCAAUUUCAUCUGGUUCUGAUCCAAAAACUUUUAACGGCAAAGACUGGGGUGCAAUUGAAGUUUUCAAGGAGUGCCUCUUUGAUCAAAAUGGCCUCUCUCAGGUUCCGAUUCUCGAUUCCUCGACUAUCGGUCGGAUUAAGCCCAAUUCGUUGGUUCGGUUUAGAGGAAUGGUACAAGAUAUGCUGGGAAAUGAGUUAUAUGUUGGGGCUUUCAAGGAUGGAUCAACAUGGAGGACAAACAAGUUCACAGAUGUUGCUUCGUUCCCUAUGAAUUCGUCAUCAGAAAUGAGCAUGUGGGAACGCCGUCUUCUUUACUGUGUGCCGGUUCCAGGACAAAGUCCUUGGGUUGUGGAGGCUUCUUCAUCGGCUGCUGCUGCUUCAUCAGAGGCAGCUAUAAACAGAGGUGAUAAUUGGGCUUCUCAACAAGGAGAGAAGCGCAGGAGAGAUGACGAUACAUCUGUAGAUACGAUGGAUUGCAAUAUAUCCAAUCAUGAAGCUAAAGGUUCACCCUCAAGCACAAAAAAGAUGCGAGAAGAUGGACUCCCUUGCCAAGCAUUUCAGUCUCAUGAAUUGGAAAUUGGAGAGACCUCUUCCAUGCAAAGCGUGAUUCCUGAUUUUGACACAAAGUCUCUUUCAUGUCUAGUCAAGAUAUAUGACUCACCGGAAACUGAAUUGAAGCUGAAUGAUGUCUUUGAGUUUGUUGGUGUGUUCACUUUCGACCCAGAACUUGUAGCUUCUAAGAAUGAGACUGAUGACUCAGAUGCCCUUUUUGAAGAUGAGCUUGUCAAUUUGCCUCCAAACAAGGUACCAAGACUUCAUUGUUUAAUACAUAAAAAAAUUACGAUUCAAGAUUUCUUUUGUGGUUCCCCUGUCAUUGAGCGAGUACCCUAUGUUAUCAGAGGAAUAAGGGAAUCCUUAGUUGGGUAUCUUACAGCUGUUCUUGGUAACGAUGGUGUAGCAGCUCAAUCUGUUUUGUUGCAUCUCCUAUCCCAGGUACACACCAGGGUUGACACUGUUGCCGUUGGGAAACUAUCGCUAAAUCUAACAGGUUUUACCAAAGAAACUGUAUCGGUUUUCGGGAAUCAACUUAAUCUCGCGAUCCAGAGUCUCUUACCUUUGACUCAAGCUCUACCUCUAACAGUGGAGUAUCUCAACACUGCUUCACUUGCCCCUAAGAAGGAUUACAAGUCAAACAGGCUUAUCACCGGAAGUUUGCAGCUUGCUGAUGGUACCCACUUAAUCCUUGACGAAACUCAGCUGAAUCCAGGGACCCUUAACUCUACUGGGGUUGAGAAUGUGCAGAUUCUUAAAAGUCUGAUGGAGAUGCAAAAGGUGGAAUACGACUUUGAGUACUAUAAAUUGGAAAUGUCUUCCGAUGUGCAAUUAUUAGUCCUUUCUGAGGGAAAAUCAAAUAUUUUACCAGCCGAUUUGGUGUUACCGUUUCAACCUUCUAGUGUGGGUUCGUCUCUUAAUGCAGACGCAAAUGCCCUGCAAGCUUGGAGGUGGUAUUUGGCCACUCUAAGAUCACAACCACAUGUUAUUGACCCUGAAUUGCAAAAGGUUAUCGAGAAUGAUUUGGUUGAAGCUAGGCAAGAAGAUCGAAGUUUAGGAAGCAAUGACUUCAGCAGGUGGCUCACAAUGGCUCGUCUUAUGUCCGCUAGCUUUGGUGAGACCAGUCUCUCACUUGAGCAUUGGCAAAUGGUGAAAGAGCUUGAGAGGUUAAGGAAAAAUAGACUUAAAUGAGGAAAAAGAAGGCAAAGGAAUUCAUGGAAAGUAUUUGAUUCAGUGAUUGUUUCUUUGUCUGUUGGUUGAAUGCUGUUUUAAGAAUUAUGUUAAUGAUGUUUUGCCCCGUCUAAAUUAUCUUACAGAUGCAUGGAUCCUAUUUGUAUCAUACACAUUAUAAGGAUUCUAUUCUGUUGAGACUUGGCAAUGGUUGAGUUUUGAGUUCUAAACAAUACGAAGAUUCUAUUUUAGUAAAA